Messenger RNA from Hibiscus syriacus, 2759 nucleotides. RefSeq lists its product as uncharacterized. Gene Ontology annotation, molecular function: hydrolase activity, hydrolyzing N-glycosyl compounds. The record is from RefSeq and is a predicted model, not a curated record. The coding region runs from base 99 to 2747 and encodes 882 amino acids. Lineage: Eukaryota; Viridiplantae; Streptophyta; Magnoliopsida; Malvales; Malvaceae. The transcript is spliced from 12 exons.
GUAAAAUCACAUGCUUCCAUAGUUCAGUCUUACUGAUCUUUCUUCCUUGUUCUUUGUCGUUAAGUUGAUGUGACAGUUUUCUUUUCGGUCGAGGAAGAAUGCUUUGGCUUACAAGUUUUUGGAUAGUUAUAAUAGUUAUUAUCGUUGAUGCUUUCGGAGCAAAGGUUUAUGCUGUUCCGGCCAAACCUCAUCGGAUUCUGUUGGAUACCGACGUCGAUACCGAUGAUUUCUUCGCUCUGUUGUACCUCUUGAAGCUUAACAAAUCGGAAUUCGAGUUGGAGGCAAUCACUAUAAACGCCAAUGGAUGGAUUGAUGUCGGGCAUGCGGUGAAUCAAGUUUACGACAUGCUUUACAUGAUGGGUCGUGAUGACAUAGCCGUUGGUGUCGGAGGAGAAGGUGGAAUCCUCGAAGAUGGUACCAUUUUACCGAAUGUUGGCGGAUAUCUUCCGAUAAUCGAACAGGGGAUGUCAACGGCCGGGGGUUGUAGGUAUCGGCAAGCGAUUCCGGUAGGCCUCGGAGGACGAUUAGAUGUUGACACUAACUAUGGCCUUCGGAAAGCAUUCCUUCCGCAGGGGAGUAGGAGAUAUUCUCCUCUUCAACAGCCAACGGUUCAGCAAGUGAUGAUCGAAAAAACAUCGGCUGGUCCCAUUACUGUAUUCUUGAUCGGAGUCCACACGAAUUUCGCUGUUUUUCUUAUGAGUAAUCCGCAUCUAAAGCGAAAUAUCGAGCACAUAUAUGUGAUGGGUGGUGGAAUAAGGUCCAAGAACCCCACGGGAUGUUGCUCCCAUAAUGGCACCUCCCCUUGCCAGCCUAGCCAGUGCGACGACCCCGGAAAUCUUUUCACGGAUUACAACACUAAUCCUUAUGCCGAGUUCAAUAUCUUCGGAGAUCCUUUUGCGGCAUAUCAGGUGUUUCAUUCAGGUAUCCCGGUCACCCUUAUUCCUUUAGAUGCAACAAACACCAUCCCCAUAACCGAGGAGUUUUUCAAGACGUUUGAGGAGAGCCAACGGACUUAUGAAGCACAAUAUUGCUUUAAAUCGUUGAAAAUGGCCCGCGAUACUUGGUUCGAUGAUCAUUUCUAUACGAGCUACUUCAUGUGGGAUUCGUUCACGUCAGGUGUUGCGGCGUCGAUUAUGCGGAAUUCAGAGAAGAAGAACGGGGAGAAUGAAUUCGCGGAAAUGGAAUACAUGAACAUAAGUGUGGUUACUUCGAAUAAGCCUUACGGAAUAUCUGACGGUUCGAAUUCAUUCUUCGAUGGACUUCAAGUUCCCAAAUUUAAAUUGAAGGAAGGAGGAUGGCACAGCGGCCAUGUUCAAACAGGACUUCGGGAUCCCUUUUGCUUCGUCGAGAAUGGUAAAGGGAAGUGCAAGGAUGGGUACACGGAGGAGCAAACAGGUCCAGAUGCAGUUCGUGUUCUUGUUGCAACAAAUGCAAAAUCCAAUCAAAACAUUACCAGCAAACUCAACAGAGAAUUCUUCGUAAACUUUUUGGAUGUUUUAAAUCGACCCGAAAACACAGCGAUAUUCAAUCUCACGACAGAAUUUCCUCAUUUCAGACAUGUCUUUUACGAACCGGAUUUCAGAGACGAAACAUUGGGGAAACCAGUUGUUUUCGACAUGGAUAUGAGUGCCGGAGAUUUCAUGGCCUUGUUUUAUCUCCUCAAAGUGCCUGUUGAAAUGAUCGACCUUAAGGCAAUAUUAGUGAGUCCAACAGGUUGGGCCAAUGCGGCGACCAUCGAUAUCAUCUACGAUUUGCUGCACAUGAUGGGACGUGACGACAUUCCGGUUGGUCUCGGAGAUGUAUUCGCAACGAACCAAUCUGACCAUAUUUUUCGCCCUGUUGGUGACUGUAAAUAUGCCAAGGCUAUACCACAUGGGAGUGGUGGAUUUCUGGAUUCGGAUACCCUUUAUGGCCUAGCCCGGGACUUACCACGAAGUCCCAGAAGGUAUACAGCAGAAAACUCAGUGAAAUUUGGAGCUCCAAGGGACACAGAUCACCCAGAAAUGAGACAACCUUUGGCAUUGGAAAUUUGGAAUUCAGUAUUGAAAACAAUGGAUCAUGGAUCCAAAAUUACUAUAUUGACAAAUGGACCGUUGACAAGUUUAGCCAAGAUUAUAGCUCAAACAGAUACAGUACCAUUCAUACAGAAUGUGUAUAUUGUUGGAGGACAUAUCAGCCGAGGUAGCCUUGACAAAGGCAAUGUCUUCACUAUUCCUUCCAAUAAAUAUGCGGAAUUCAACAUGUUUCUCGAUCCGAUCGCUGCGAAAAAAGUCUUUGAAUCCGGCUUAAACAUCACGCUCGUUCCGCUCGGCACUCAACGGAAAGUCGGUCAGUUCACUGAAGCCUUAGAGUGGCUGCAGCUGACAAGAACUCCCGAGUCUCAGUUUGUGAAGCGCCUAUUGUCCAGGCUAUACACUUUGAAGCAAACUCAUCACAGUUAUCACCAUAUGGAUAUAUUCUUUGGCGAAAUCCUCGGAGCUGUACUAUUGGGUGGAGAUGAUCCGAAACUGAAACCUACCAUGCAAGAAAUGCACAUCAAAGUCAUUGCGGAAGGCGACAAAUCGAUUGAUGGGCAGAUUUUGAUUGAUGAAGAGCAAGGGAAAGUAGUUCAGAUAUUGAAAAACAUUGAUACAAUGGCAUGUUAUGAAGAAUUUGCAGAUAGAUUGGGUGAUGAAAAGCAAUCUGCUGUAUUAGGAAGCUAUGAUGAACAGAGAAUAAUCUGGAAUACACCACCAAUUCUAACUUGAAAGAAAUAUAUU